AUGUUGCAUUCUCCGCUGAACCUAUAUUCAGAUGAUGAAUAUAGCACUGAUAGUGGUCUAUCCGAAGAUGAAACUUGGAUGUAUGAUCCAUGGGUUGAUGGAUGGACUUCAUGGAAGAAAUGGAAAGCUUGGAAAGAAAGUCAGAGUCCACCACCAGUUAUAAUCAACUAUAUAUACGCCGAGCCCAAAAACAAUACUAAUGCUACCAUAGCCCUUGAACAUAGAUUGAAAACAUUUGGUAUUAUUUUUGGAUCCCUAACUGGAACUAUUAUAUUAGUUUUCAUUGUUUUGCUUAUCCUUUAUUUGUAUUUGUUUCAUUUUUCGGAGAAAGAAAGGACCAAUAAUAUUGAUUUAGAGGAACAAAUCGGUCUGAGUUCAACUAGACCACAAUCAAGUCGCCCCGUUCCACAACCAAGCCGCCUCAGUCCAAACUAUCAGCAACAACGUUCUCCAAGAGGUCCACCACGGGCUAAGACAAACAAUAAUAGAAGGUCCUAUUAA
Messenger RNA from Scheffersomyces coipomensis, 501 nucleotides. RefSeq lists its product as uncharacterized. The record is from RefSeq and is a predicted model, not a curated record. The coding region runs from base 1 to 501 and encodes 166 amino acids. The transcript has a single exon. NCBI's taxonomy places the organism in Eukaryota, Fungi, Ascomycota, Pichiomycetes, Serinales, Debaryomycetaceae.